Messenger RNA from Neomonachus schauinslandi (Hawaiian monk seal), 639 nucleotides. RefSeq names its product potassium voltage-gated channel subfamily E regulatory subunit 1 (gene KCNE1). The record is from RefSeq and is a predicted model, not a curated record. Gene Ontology annotation, biological process: ventricular cardiac muscle cell action potential; potassium ion export across plasma membrane; negative regulation of delayed rectifier potassium channel activity. Gene Ontology annotation, molecular function: voltage-gated potassium channel activity involved in ventricular cardiac muscle cell action potential repolarization; potassium channel regulator activity; delayed rectifier potassium channel activity. The coding region runs from base 207 to 581 and encodes 124 amino acids. Gene Ontology annotation, cellular component: membrane. The transcript has 2 exons. Lineage: Eukaryota; Metazoa; Chordata; Mammalia; Carnivora; Phocidae.
UUCGAGGCCAAAGGCCAUAAAGCCACAGUGGAUAGAGGAAAAGGAAAAAGAGGCAGACACGUAACCCAGCACCACUUAUGCUUGGGCCGCGAUAACAAAAUCCCACAGCCUGGGGCUUACACAACAGACGUCUAUUUUUUCACAGUUUGGGAGCUAAAGUUUUCUCGGCCAGUUCGAACUCCAGCGGUGGAAACUUGAAGCCCGGGAUGAUUCUGUCCAACACGACGGCGCCGGCGCCCUUUCUGACCGCGCUGUGGCAGGGGACGGUCACGCAGGGCGGCAACAUGUCCGGCCUGGCCCGCAGGUCGCCCCGCAGUGAUGACGGCCAGCUGGCGGCGCUCUACAUCCUCAUGGUGCUCGGCUUCUUCGGCUUCUUCACCCUGGGCAUCAUGCUGAGUUAUAUCCGCUCCAAGAAGCUGGAGCACUCCCACGACCCAUUCAACGUGUACAUCGAGUCUGACUCCUGGCAGGAGAAGGACAAGGCGUACUUUCAGGCCCGGGUUCUGGAGACCUACAGGGCGGGUUACGUCAUCGAAAACCAGUUGGCGGUGGAACGACCCCACACACACCUUCCGAGAUAAAACCUUUGUGUCAUGACCCCACAAUUGGUUAAAACUGGGCCAAUCCUACCUGGCGAUC